GGAGGAGGGGUGCGAUGUGUGUACUAAGACACGGCUAGGCACUGUAGGAGAACGCCAGAUCCACCAGACUCGGCUGAAUAAUACAGCAUCUACAUCGUCUGUGAGGGGUGGGGUACGGCUUAGCUAGAAUCUCAGAGAGAGCGCGACAGAGGGAGGAAGAGAGAGAAGAGGAGGGAGAGACCACACCAGGAAAAGAAAACAUCAAGGGAUGAAAGGAGACACCCCAGUGAACAGCACCAUGAGCGUCGGACAGGCCAGGAAGCUGGUGGAGCAGCUGAAGAUCGAAGCCAGCAUGUGUCGGAUCAAGGUCUCCAAGGCAGCGGCGGACCUGAUGGCGUACUGUGACGCCCACGCCUGCGAGGACCCCCUGAUCACCCCCGUACCAACUUCAGAAAACCCCUUCAGGGAGAAGAAGUUCUUCUGUGCUCUCCUUUAGAGAGGGAGAGAGCAGGAGGGAGGGAGGUAGAGAGGCUACAGCAGAUACAGUCAGAUACACGCAUCUCGCAAACUCACACGAACAUGGCAGAGAUGACAACAUGAUCCGGUGGCAUUUCCAUGCGCAUCUUCCAUGUCCUCCAAACGUCAGGAAACAGUUUUCAAAUACAGUGUAUUUAUUAAAGGUAUCCAGGAAUGAUCGUAGUCUAACCUCCAUUGCAAAAAAGAAAAAAAUAAUAUAUAUAUAUAUCGACAUUUGUUACAAGUAAGCAGUUACAUCAGAUCUGUGAUACUAGCAAAUCUCUCCAUUUCCACACACACCCAAAGGAAGAAAAACUCUUGAUAAUUCUAGAUGAAUAAAAUAAAGUGCAUAAGGGAUCAAAAAUAGAAAUAAAUGAGAAAAACGAUUUUUUUUUAAAGUAACCGUGUAAGUUAUCAGAAAUAGUUCACAAUUAUUUACAACCAAUAUUUGUAUUAAUGCACAAAUGACUUUUGCUAAGUUUUUUAUUGCUGUUUUCUUUUUGUUACGGUAUGCCGGCAGUUCUGCAUGUUUGUGCUGUUUUGUUGUGUGGUUAAAAAAAAAAAAAAAACAUCGUGUAAAAUUCAAGGUUUUUUGGACUCGAAAUGGAGAUAUAGACCAAUGGGGAGAAAACCACAACAGCUUUGGGUACACAGGACGAUUCUAGAGAUACACGCGAUACAACAUUGUAAUUGAUGCAGUUAACCAUUCCUCCGCCACGCGAAGGUUUUCACCUGGUAUCGUGACUGGAAGGAUGACGCGAGUUUGUGUCAUUAACGUAUGACGCCGUUUAUUUUGACAGAACUGUCUGAAGGAACCAUUCAUGUCUCUCGGGGACUGCAGGUACCAUCGUUUAUCAUCAUGAUUAGUUUUACUCUAUAGGGCCUGUCACUGUAUUUAUACGUUUCCACAGUACGUGCAGGAAAAUUUUUUGAAUACUUAAACAUUAGCGCGUGUGUACGAUAAUCGGAUGGCAUCGUGGUACUUCGUAAUAAAGUCCUUUCACUAUUAAUUUCUUCCUCAUGCUUUAAUUAAAGGAUCCCAGCUUCA
Molecule: messenger RNA, 1504 nt
Organism: Brienomyrus brachyistius
Lineage: Eukaryota; Metazoa; Chordata; Actinopteri; Osteoglossiformes; Mormyridae
Product: guanine nucleotide-binding protein G(I)/G(S)/G(O) subunit gamma-3
Exons: 3
Coding region: 209-436 (75 amino acids)
Biological process (GO): G protein-coupled receptor signaling pathway
Cellular component (GO): heterotrimeric G-protein complex
Molecular function (GO): G-protein beta-subunit binding
Source: RefSeq, a predicted model, not a curated record